AUGCCAAUCAACCAGCGUGAUAUCAAUAUUGAUGACAUGACAGGCAAAAAAUCUGUUGAUAUUCUAAGAAGAGUCUUUCAUUAUGACGUCUUUCGAGGAAAACAAGAGGAGGCAAUUGAUAGCAUUUGUCAAUGGCAAAAUACAUUGCUUAUUAUGCCAACUGGUGGUGGAAAAUCACUAUGUUAUGCAGUUCCAGUCUUGAUGGAACAGAAGCUUGUUGUUGUUGUUGUUUUUCCACUGCUAGCUCUACUGUUUGACCAAUUUGAAAGGAUGAAAUCAAAAGGACUUAAUGUUGGUUUCCUAAUGAAAGACAUGGAUGAAAUGGACAGACAGAGUGUCAUACACAAGCUCCAUUCCAACCUACCAGAAUAUAACUUGCUUUUCCUUACCCCUGAGACUGUGUUAUCGCCAUCAGUAUUUGACUUGUUAUCGAAACUUUCAUCCGAGAAUCUGAUAAAUUUCUUUGUCAUCGACGAAGCUCAUUGUAUCGACACUUGGGGUUCUCAUUUUAGACCUUGUUAUGCUGAGCUAUGA
Paramuricea clavata is the source of this 534-nucleotide messenger RNA. NCBI's taxonomy places the organism in Eukaryota, Metazoa, Cnidaria, Anthozoa, Malacalcyonacea, Plexauridae. The record is from the annotation of a GenBank genome assembly.